AUGGCAUCUAAGUCAUCACCUGCUAUGGGAGCUUUGUCAUUAUUACUAAUGCUUGUAUCCAUAGAGACAAUAGCAGUUAUGGCUGCAAAGCAAAAAUUCUCGCAUUUCGGCGCUGCGCCACAGCCGCAAUUGUCUCCUGUUGGGCCGGGACCAGACGCAAUGCUGACCGGGGAACGGCCGUGCUUGGCAACUCUAAUAUAUGUUGAAGGUUGCAAAGCAGAGAUUUUUAAAACAGUGUUUGGAGUUCCCCUUGACAAUUCGUGCUGUCAAGCUGUCAAACAAAUAGCUCAAAACUGCUUGCCAAAAUGGUUUCCUUUAUAUAAGGUGUUCGUGCCUUCCGCUCUGGAAAACUGCAUUUUUGCUCCUGCAUAA
Olea europaea var. sylvestris is the source of this 372-nucleotide messenger RNA. RefSeq lists its product as uncharacterized. The coding region runs from base 1 to 372 and encodes 123 amino acids. Gene Ontology annotation, cellular component: extracellular region; vesicle. The transcript has a single exon. The record is from RefSeq and is a predicted model, not a curated record. NCBI's taxonomy places the organism in Eukaryota, Viridiplantae, Streptophyta, Magnoliopsida, Lamiales, Oleaceae. Gene Ontology annotation, biological process: regulation of double fertilization forming a zygote and endosperm; double fertilization forming a zygote and endosperm; regulation of protein localization to cell surface.